GCAUUUUGGAGAUUUAGAAAUCGAAAAAUAAAAAAUUGAAUGAAUUUUACAAAAUAAAUAAAAAUGUUAUUUCGACAGUACAUUAAAAUUGCGCGUGCUUCAAAAUCGCUGUUGCACAAUAAUUAUGUGCUGGAUAGAAAACAUUUAUUAAGUUCUGGUUUAUAUAAUUCUUGUAAUCAUCGAACGACUAGAUCGAUAUCAUUGAAUUCACAAUUGAGAUAUGCUGAAAAAAUUUUAGAAGUACGAAAUUCGCCUAAAAUAUCUCAAGAUUCAUUAGAAGAUAAAAUUCAACAAAAACCGGCAGUGUCCUCAGAGGAAGUACUUGAAAAAUAUAUCGCAGCACUGAAUACAGACAUAUUCCAAAAGAAUAGAGUAUAUAAAAAUGAUCUAGUAAGAGUACUGACAAAAGUGAAAGAAUUGAACUUUUCAACGAAAAAGCAAGGCUUACUAUUAAUUCGAUGCUGCAGUGAUUUGUUGCCUGAUGAACCUGCUUCGAACAGGAUGCAGUUGGUUGAAGAAGUGUGGACUACAAUCCAGGCCCACACAAAGUUUGAGGUGGAACAUUACAAUGAACUCCUCAAGGUAUACAUAGCCAACAACAGGACUAUCACGGUCAGCAGUUUUAUCAAUCAGAUGAAACAAGUGAAACCCACUAUGACAACAUAUGAACUGAUUAUAAGAGCUCUCGGAGAGGCUGGUGAUAUAAACCAAGCUACAGAGGUGAUAUCCAACAUGAAGGCUCAAGGACUUCCGGCUACUGAGAGUAUAUUUAAUUCUCUUAUUGUCUGUCAAGGAAAGGCAGGUAACAUCCAGAACAUAAAAGAAGUCCUGACUAUGAUGAAGUCGCUUAAUGUUAAUCCAUCAAUAGACACAUACACAGCUACCGCUAGAGCUCUAGCAUUGAACAAGCAGACCGGUCCUGUUUUAGAAGAAAUGGAUGCCGCAGUAAGGAAUGGGAUGCAAUUCACUGAAGCACACAUUAUGGAUAUUGUCAAGACUUUGGCCUUUGCUGGAUUGUAUCAGCCUAUACCUAAGGUCUUAAAUUACUUACCGUCAGAAAUUCUGAAGUCGCCGUCAAUUACUCCGUUGAUGCAAAGUGUAACUACUUUACUGGUGUUCCAAAAUCAUCCGCUAGCUGCGUUGGAAAUAUAUAAAUGUUUGCCUUUACCCUCUUUUGGACCGAAGGAUGACCAGGGCUUGCACGGGAGGAGUUUGGUUCGAGACUGUGUCAAAGCUUCCAUGCCGUCAAGCAUAAUAGGUCUUGUAACUCAAGAGCUAAUGUCUUCAGGCCGUAAUCCGAUAGCCUUACAGAAUGCUUGUGAAGCUGCCUUACAGCUGGGAAAGGUCCCUCUAGCUCUGGACUUAAUGACCAGAAUGAAACAACUUGGAAUUACGCUCCGAGCACAUUAUUUCUGGCCCAUUUUACUACAUAGCUCGAAGUCCUAUGGCGAGAAAGGUAUAAUGAACACUCUAACAACAAUGGUGCAGAUGGACGUCAAACCAGACUACGACACGAUACUGGAAUACACCUUACCCUACGUCAGCUUCAAUUCCCCACAGAAUUUGAUGAAGAAGUUCAUAGAAACUGGGUUAACAGUAUCGAGUGUUUUGACACCGAUGAUGCAAACGUUGUUGAAUACAGGGCAAGUUAGAGCGGCUAGUGAAUUGUGUGAACUAUUCCAAGGUAAAGUGGAUACAGAGAAACUUUUAAAACCUCUUUUAAAAGGCUACCUGAUCAGUACCGAUGUGACUGCCACUGUACAUAUCCUGGAAGAUGUAUCAACCAGGUCUAUAGAGAAGAACAAGGACUGGGUCGGUCGGUUCCUGUGCAAGUUCAUGGUACAUCCGAAAGUGAAGAGCGAUAUCAGUGAUGUUUUGAAUUUGUUGAAGGGUCUAGAAAAGAGUUCGUUAAAAGUAUCAACGGUGGCUGCAGAUUACUGCUUGUCCCGUUAUCCUGAUAAGUUCGGGGUGCAUGUAGGAGAUCAAUUCCGGGAUAAAAUAAUCGCAGUGACGGACGAACGACUUCUAGAUGACGGUGAUAUAUUCGACCAACAGUUGCCGCACCCGAAACAAAUGAACGAAGAGGACUUGCGUGCUCACCUGUCAGAGUUGGAAGCCAAGGGCAUGAAUACGAGGGGUACUCUCAGGAAGCUACUGCAACAGUACUGUAGGGACGGGAACCUACACGCUGCCAGGGAGAUUGCUGCUAAAUGCCAGAAGGAAGGGGUAUUCCUAUCAGCCGGCAUGAAGGCAGCAAUAUUCGAUCUUCACGUCAAACUCGGGGAGCUGGACCUCGCAGAGAUGGCGCUAGCGGACCUCAACAAGUCCUCGCCUAACUUCACACUCGACGAGUACAAAGUUAUAGACUUUGCUACUCUUAUGGUAUAUAGGAAGAAGAUUAGCCAAGCAUUCGAUUUGAUCACUCAGCAGUCUAAAAAGAGAAACGUAAUAGGUGGGCGCGGUAUAGCAAUGAAUUGUUGGCGACUUCUCGACGCGACGGCCGCUCACGGCUCCCACAUAGAAGUUAGGAAGAUGUUCGACCUACUCGUCGAUAACAAAUACUGCAAGCCUAGUAAUGUCAUGCUAGGGCCACUUAUACGAGUGCAUUUGAAAAAUGACAACCUACAAGAAGCAGUCAACGAGUACAUAGCUUUAGCAAACAAAUACAAUAAAACUCCUUUAAAACACGAGUUGCUAUGUAAAAUACUACUUAACAUGAGCGACGGUCAAUCAGAAGAGAACUUCUUAACCAAUGAGAAGUCUAAUGCGAGACUGAACAAGUUGGCGCAGAUCGUACUGAACAUUGAUAAGAAGAUUCAUGGCCCGGGUGAUGUACAGUUAACAAUAAUAGCAGCAUUAGCAGAAGUUGGCUACAAGAAGACCUUACGUAAAAUCUUCCUCGACCCUACAAUAAAGAUACACCCGGACGCCAUAUUGCGACGCUGCGAGCGAUUCGCUGAUGAGAAGAAAGUCAAGGCUUUGGAGGUCAUCGCCGAGUGCGGGAAGGAUUUGAGACGAGUCGACGUUAUAGAGCUGUAUGAUCUAAUGCUGGAUGUUCAUCAACGAGAAGACAACUGCACAGAAGCAUUGGCAUUAUGGACGAGAAUGCAAGAACAAGAUAUAACACCAUCACAGAAAUUUGUACAUACAUUAAUAACUAUGAUAAAAGCGAACAAUAGAGACGUUCCAGUUGGACUAGCCAUGUUACUAAAUAAAGAAAAAAAGAAUGCUUUGAAAGACUGAGGUUUUUAGGCAUGUGAAUUGAAAUCCGUUAUUGUAGUGUCUAUUUGUAGGUGGUUCUAAACGGGUAAUUAAUUAUUUUUGUUUGCAGUACAGCGGCUGGCAACACUACCGGUUAUAUUGGCAUCAAACUCAAACUCAAAAGCAUUUUCCAAUUAAACCAUGAUUAGGUCGUUUGGAAACGUUAACAAAUAAAAAAUAAAUAAUAGUCUGUCCGUCAGUGCAGCUAGGGUCGUUCCAAAAAGAGAUUAGUGGAGAAGUAGGAGUAGGAAACUCUAAUCUUUUUUAUUUACCAAUAUCCUAAAGUUUUUUUUAUAUUGGCCAUGUUUAGCCAUAAUGUUGGCUCAAGGUAAACGAUAUAUGCUUACCAGAUUGCACUGACAAACAGGAUUUUUAACUUUGUCUGAUAAGUCGAAUGGUAACCUGAUAUUGCAGAAAAAUAUUUUAAUUUUAUUUUAACACGCUUUGAAGAGCCGUGACGUUUGCUAGGAAUGAAUCGGUCCUCCAAAGUAUUUUUUCUAGUUCUAUAAUAAAAUAAAAAUAUUUGGACGUCUGUCUUACAAACACCAUGUAUGUGUACCACCUAUAUUCUUAUCCGUUGCACUCUUUUUGUACUGAAUUAUUUUUCAAUGUUUGAUUAUUUAUAUAUUGAUGAUACACGACAGUAAUUUGUAGUUUCACAUAACAACCCAGUGUUGAACUUUGAACCUUUCAUGUUAUUAUGUUUUAUUGUCGAAGAUUUAAGAAAAUAUAUCAAAAUACUGCACCGCACAAAUGUCGCGAUUAGUAAAAUGUCCUUAAGCAAAUCAAUGUAAUUUGAAUUCAAUGCCGUCGUUAAUACAGUCGUAUUUUCCGUUGAAGUGUAGCAUUUUUUAGUAAGUAAAUUAUCUAGUUUUAUUAUACAAUAUUUGAAUAUA
Messenger RNA from Spodoptera litura, 4157 nucleotides. Its product is annotated as leucine-rich PPR motif-containing protein, mitochondrial. Gene Ontology annotation, biological process: regulation of mitochondrial translation. Gene Ontology annotation, molecular function: mRNA 3'-UTR binding; protein binding. Gene Ontology annotation, cellular component: nucleus; mitochondrion. The record is from RefSeq and is a predicted model, not a curated record. NCBI's taxonomy places the organism in Eukaryota, Metazoa, Arthropoda, Insecta, Lepidoptera, Noctuidae.